AUGUCGGACAACAAUGAAGCGCCGGUGAAGCUCUCAUUGCCGCUGCAGGACAUAUUCAAAGAGCUCCGCGAAGAAGAUGAGCUCGUCAUCAUGGCGCGAGGCCUCGGCCUGCUGCGCAUCGUCACCAACCUCCUACAUUCAUACGACGCCGCCGGGAACAACCUGAUUGUCGUGGUCGGAGCUGACGACCGCGAGAAUGGAUGGAUCGGAGAGGCUCUGGCAGAACACGCCGCCAUCAGCGCCUCGCCCAAAUGCCGUGGUCUGAGCCUGGUCAACACCGACUUGACAGACGUCGGACAGAGAGAAAAAAUGUACAAGCAGGGAGGCAUCUUCUCGGUCACGUCGCGUAUUCUGGUCGUCGACCUCUUGACCGAGAACCUCGACCCUGCCAAAAUCACUGGCCUUGUCGUCCUGCACUCGGAGCGCAUCGCCGCAACCUCGCUAGAAGCCUUUAUUGUCCGCGUGUACCGCCAGAAGAAUAAACAAGGCUUUCUCAAGGCUUUCUCAGAUGCCCCUGAACCAUUCGCCUCAGGCUUCGCUCCUCUGGCAACCAUGAUGCGUAACCUCUUCCUCAGACGACCCUCGCUAUAUCCUCGCUUCCAUGUCACUGUCGCAAAGUCCCUCGAAGGUCGCCGGAAAGCCGAAGUCAUCGAACUCGAGGUCCCCAUGACUGACGGUAUGCGCGACAUUCAAAACGCCAUCAUGGAGUGUGUCGAAGUCAGCAUUACCGAGUUGAAGAAAGGAAACACUGGCUUAGAUAUGGAAGACUGGAAUCUUGAUAGUGCUUUGCAUCGCAACUUUGACGCCAUCGUCCGUCGACAACUGGAUCCUGUUUGGCAUCGUACCAACUUCAGGACUCGUCAAAUCGUUCGUGACUUGGCACUAUUGCGAAAUAUGCUGCACUAUCUUCUCACUUUCGACGCCGUAAGCUUCCUUCGAUAUCUCGAUACAGUCCUAGCCGCUUCAUCUCCACCGCCUGGUUCAAAUCGUCAAAACCAAUCUCCUUGGCUGUUCCUAGACGCUGCUCAUGUCAUCUUCGACAAUGCCAAGCGUCGUGUAUACACUGGUAAUAUCAAGGAUAGCCAAAGUGUCAACGCCAGAACAGGCGUUCCCGACUCUCUACGUCCUGUGCUCGAAGAAAUGCCCAAAUGGAACCUUAUGGCCGAGAUUCUGGAAGAGAUUGAGCGUGACAUGUACUUCAACCCUUCAUUUCAGGACGAAUCCAACGGUAGUAUUCUGAUCAUGUGCGGGGAUCAAGGCACAUGUCGGCAGAUACGUGAGUAUCUACAAAGCAUGAAUGUCCUUCCAGAUACGACAUCAGCGAAAGAGGACGCUGAUGAAGAUGCUCGAGGACCAUCUGGCGCCGCUAUGAUGCGUCGAAAACUCAGAAACUAUUUCCUCUGGAAGCGAGACUUCAAUCGAGUGAGCAAUUCACUCUUUGCAGAGAAUCAGAAAAACAUCAAUGGUACAACCGACCAGCGCCAAGGUCAAGCUGGCCGUGGAGGACGAGGCGGUGGGUCUAAUAAGCGACGCCGUAUGCGAGGUGGCCCAUCUGCUGCAUCUGCUCCCACACGCACAGCAAACGGCAGCGUCCAUGUGGCAGGAGACAAAGAGUCUCACGUGCAAAGUCUUCUGGCUGAGCUCGAGCCUACAGAAGCGGAAGCUCAACAGAAAGCUGAGAUUGGCGCCGACCCUCUGGAUGACAUGGACGACUUUUACGAGCUUUACGACAUGAAAGACUUAAUAAUGGUGCAUCCCUACGAUGGUGACAUGGACGAACACAUUCUUGAAGAGACCAAGCCGAGAUAUGUCAUCAUGUACGAGCCGGACGCGGCUUUCAUCCGGCGUAUUGAAGUGUAUCGGAGUAGCCACUCGAACAGGAACGUAAGAGUCUACUUUAUGUACUACGGAGGAAGUGUGGAGGAGCAACGAUAUCUGAGCGCUGUGCGCAAGGAGAAGGACGCCUUCACCAAGUUAAUUCGCGAAAGAGGCUCCAUGGCGGUGACUUUGACACACGAUCCUGCAGGACUGGACCCGCAAGAGUCUUUCUUACGAACGGUCAAUACUCGUAUCGCUGGUGGAGGUCGACUUGUUGCUACCGCAGAACCUCCAAGAGUCGUCAUUGAUGUUCGAGAGUUCCGAUCGUCUCUGCCGUCACUUCUUCAUGGAAGAAACAUGGUCAUCGUUCCAUGCACCUUGACAGUAGGCGACUACGUUUUGACCCCUGAGAUUUGUAUUGAGCGAAAGUCGAUCAAGGAUCUUAUCCAGUCUUUCCAGAAUGGUCGUCUCUACCAUCAAGCCGAAACAAUGCAACAGCAUUACAAGAGCCCAAUGCUCUUGAUCGAGUUUGACGCACAAAAGUCUUUUACAUUGGAGCCCUUCGCAGAUCUGUCGGCCGGCGUGGGAUCUGGUUCUCUGCAAGCAUCAGACUUGCAAUCCAAGCUUGUGCUGCUGACUCUGGCCUUUCCUCGUCUCCGCAUCAUCUGGUCCUCAUCACCAUACCAGACGGCCGAGAUUUUUGAAGAGCUCAAAAAGCAACAGGAAGAACCUGAUCCGAUCAAAGCAGUCAAUAUUGGCUUGGAAGAGAGUGAUAUGGAUGGUCAGGAGAGAACUUUCAACCAGCUACCACAAGACAUGCUUCGCGCUGUACCAGGAGUCAACCCAAAGAACUUGACAAACUUGAUCCUCAAGUACGAAAACGUAUUGGGAGUUGCCAAUGCGGAUGAGGAUGAGUUGGCGGCGUUGAUCGGAAAGGAGGCCGGCAGACAGAUCUACCGUUUCUUCAAUCGUAGUGUCUUUGAAGACUAA
Messenger RNA from Aureobasidium vineae, 2808 nucleotides. The record is from the annotation of a GenBank genome assembly. Lineage: Eukaryota; Fungi; Ascomycota; Dothideomycetes; Dothideales; Saccotheciaceae.